Messenger RNA from Alnus glutinosa, 1424 nucleotides. RefSeq names its product E3 ubiquitin-protein ligase PUB23-like. The transcript has a single exon. Gene Ontology annotation, molecular function: ubiquitin protein ligase activity. The record is from RefSeq and is a predicted model, not a curated record. Gene Ontology annotation, biological process: protein ubiquitination. Bases 94 to 1290 code for a protein of 398 amino acids. NCBI's taxonomy places the organism in Eukaryota, Viridiplantae, Streptophyta, Magnoliopsida, Fagales, Betulaceae.
AGCCACAUAUCCUAAAUCUAGCCAAAUUCCAGCUUCUCUGGAUUGCCUUCUUUGAUUUCUUUUCACAUUGUUGUUCAAACCUUUCAGCUUGAAAUGGACGAAAUUGAUGUUCCCUCUCAUUUUCUUUGCCCCAUAUCAAUGGAGCUGAUGAGAGAUCCGGUCACGGUCUCAACCGGGAUAACCUACGAUCGAGAAAACAUUGAGAGAUGGUUAUUCUCAUGCAAGAACAACACUUGCCCUGCAACAAAGCAAGCUUUAAGCAGCACAGAAGUUACACCAAAUCAUACUCUGCGGCGGUUGAUCCAAGCAUGGUGCACCCUCAACGCUUCCCAUGGCAUUGAACGCAUUCCAACACCAAAGCCACCGGUUGACAAAUCCCAAAUCGUCAAACUCCUCAACGAAGCGAAGGAGUUUCCAAAUAUGCAACUCAUUUGCCUCAGAAGGCUCAGAUCUAUUGCCUUCGAAAGCGAAAGGAACAAGAGGUGUUUAGAGGCAGCUGGUGGAGUUGUUGAAUUCUUGGCCUCAAUCAUACAGGAUGGCAGCAAUAUUGACAUUGCUAUUGAAAUCCUUUCCACUCUUAAAAUCUCGGAAACACAUCUCAAAAAUCUCGUAAACAAUGAUGGUGAUCAUCAAUUUGUGGAGUCCUUAGUGCAAGCUCUGAAGAUGGGAAAUUGCCAAUCUAGAGCUUCCACAACCGUGCUAUUGAAGUCAAUGUUCGAAGUUGCUGAUCCUAACCAAAUGAUGAGCAUCAAACGCGAAUUCUUCAGGCAGAUAGUUUGUGUUUUACAUGACAAGAUCUCUCCACAAGCCUCUAAGGCGGCAUUGAAGCUUCUUGUGGAGCUUUGUCCGUGGGGAAGAAACCGAAUCAAAGCAGUCGAAGGCGGCGCAACUGUAGUCUUGAUAGAGCUACUUAUUGAGGCAUCAGAAAGAAGAGUGUGUGAGCUUCUGCUUGUUGUUCUUGAUCAGCUUUGUGGCUGCGCCGAAGGGCGGGCAGAAUUGUUGAAGCACGCGGCGGGGCUGGUGGUUGUGUCUCAGAAAAUACUUAGGGUUUCUCAUAUGGCGACUGAUAGGGCGGUGAGAAUUCUGUCUUUAGUUUGUAGGUUCUCGGCUACUUCUAGAGUUCUUCAAGAAAUGUUGCAAUUGGGUGUUGUGUCCAAGUUGUGUAUGGUGCUUCAAGUUGAUAGUAGUUUGAAAAGCAAGGAGAGGGCUAGGGAGAUCCUCAAAUUGCACUCUAAGGUUUGGAAGAAUUCUUCUUGUAUUCCUUCUCAUUUGCUUUCAUCUUAUCCAUAAGCCAGACAUGCUUAACUCCACGUAUUUUUGUAAGUCAAAAGAAAAGGGAAUGAUUAGGGCGAUCUCAUAAUUUUUGGUAUGUAAAGAUACAUUGUUAGGUGCUCCGUUUUAUUGUUUCAUGCCUCAAACUUAAA